Messenger RNA from Drosophila sulfurigaster albostrigata, 1160 nucleotides. RefSeq lists its product as uncharacterized. The transcript is spliced from 2 exons. The record is from RefSeq and is a predicted model, not a curated record. NCBI's taxonomy places the organism in Eukaryota, Metazoa, Arthropoda, Insecta, Diptera, Drosophilidae. Bases 63 to 917 code for a protein of 284 amino acids.
UUCAACAACAAUCAUAACAAGAUAUUAGUUAUAAACAAACGCCCCAAGAAAACAAAGCAAAGAUGCUGUGCCAAAGCCAUAGUAUGCUUCUGCUGGCCCAACUGCUGCUGCUGCCAAUGCUGCACGCUCUUCCCGUCUCCAGUCCCGAGAUUGCCAACAAAUCAAACAAGUCACCGAACAGCGUGCUCGCUCAGCAGCAGACACAACAGCUGAAAACGAGCAGCUCCGGCGGUCAGGAUGCGCAUCUCAAUUCGUUGAGUGCCUUUGCCAGCAGCUACGACAGCCUCGCCUCGGCUCAGGCCCAAGCGCAAUUGCAGCCAACGGCUGAGAUCGGAUUCAAGCCCUCGUACAAGAUGCCCGAAAUGGAGACGAACUUCACGCCCAUGCAGGGCAGCGAUUCUGCCACUUUGUCCAACAUGCCCAGCACACCGAUGCUGAUGCAGUAUUUGCCAGCACAGACGCUUCAGGAUGGCAGCGGCACCGUACAGUAUCUGCAGUUGAUACCCACGCGUCCCAUCAUUGUGCCCAUCAGUCCGUUUCUAACGGCAGCCGCAGCAUCCAAUAAUGGUGGCGUUCAACCACCGCCGCCACAACUCAACCCGAAUUUGGGGGCAACACCCGACUUUGCCACACGCAGCUCAGCGGUGCAGCUGAGCGCUUUGCCCGCCAACACUGGAGUCACUGGGUUGCACUAUGCCGCUGCCGGGCUGCAGGGCUAUGCGAAUGCCAUUAGUCCGGUGGCUGGGUAUCGCAGCAGCUAUCGUAUUAAUCGCGAAACCAAGGACAAACACUUUCCGCCCACGUUCAGUCUCAAUAUGAACGAGUAUCUGCCAUCGGGGGCGGGGGGUCAUGAUACGGUCACAGCGGGAGCAGCAUCGCAUCCUCAUACCCAUCUCUAUAUCCGAGCCAGGCCAUAAUGUUAUGAUUGUUGUCGUCGUUCAAAUUCAAAGCACUCCAAAGCCAAGUUUGUUGUUUAAGUCUUUUGUUUUUUUUUUGCUCCCCUUAGCUCUUAAGAAGCAUAAUUGUCAUAUUAUUGAAUGGCCACGAAUAAAUUAUAGACCUUAAAAGCCAGAGAGUGCUCAACUCGUAAAUACCCUAUAAUCAUUGUUAUAUAUUUUACAUUACAUUCAUUUUGUAAACUUCUUAAAAGAAUAAAUCUG